Meloidogyne enterolobii is the source of this 405-nucleotide messenger RNA. The record is from the annotation of a GenBank genome assembly. NCBI's taxonomy places the organism in Eukaryota, Metazoa, Nematoda, Chromadorea, Rhabditida, Meloidogynidae.
AUGAGAUUUUCAAUUGCUUUGAUUGUUUUUGCUUUUAUUUUGGUUAUUUUUAAUUGUGUUGAAUCUAAAGAUGAGGGAGGGAAUCAGGAAGAGAUUGAACAGCAAUACCAAAAUAGAAGACUUAGAUCGUUGGCAAAUGGCCGAUGGCAGUUGAGACCUGGAAAAAGAUUCGUACCACAAAAUUAUUACUAUCAAAUGAUGCUCGAUAAUUAAUUAAUUGCCAAUGAGAAAAAUUAAAAGAAUGAGGAAAAGGAAGAGGAAAAUACUUAAAUUUUUUUGUUUUUAUCACAGAGAUUAGCAAUGAAUUAAGACAAAAGAUUCUUGAAAAAUAAAAUAUUAAGUUGUCGAAUAAAAUAUAUGUAAAACAAAACAAGUCGGGUCUAAAAAGCUGAGAACUUUCUCUGC